This is a messenger RNA of Marmota monax (woodchuck), 1803 nucleotides long. RefSeq names its product N6-adenosine-methyltransferase TMT1A. Bases 35 to 769 code for a protein of 244 amino acids. Gene Ontology annotation, molecular function: S-adenosylmethionine-dependent methyltransferase activity. The transcript has 2 exons. Lineage: Eukaryota; Metazoa; Chordata; Mammalia; Rodentia; Sciuridae. The record is from RefSeq and is a predicted model, not a curated record.
CAACUGUUGCACUGCUUUCUCUUUCUCCUGAGAGAUGGCGUUCACCGUCUUUAUCCUCCAGCUGGCCGUCCGAAUCCUGUCGCUUCCCAUGUACUUGCUUAACUUUCUCGGCUUAUGGGGCUGGAUAUGCAAAAAAUGGUUUCCCUACUUCUUGGUAAGGUUCUGUGUGAUGUACAAUAAACAGAUGGCAGGCAAGAAGCAGGAGCUCUUCAGCAAUCUGCAGGACUUCGCGGGCCCUUCGGGGAAGCUCUCCCUGCUAGAGGUAGGGUGCGGCACUGGGACCAACUUCAAGUUCUAUCCACCUGGAUGCAGAGUGACCUGUGUUGAUCCCAACCCCAACUUUGAGAAGUUCUUAUUCAAGAGCAUUGCAGAGAACAGACACCUGCAGUUCGAGCGCUUCUUGGUGGCUGCUGGGGAGAACAUGCACCAGGUGGCUGACAGUUCUGUGGAUGUGGUGGUCUGCACCUUGGUUCUGUGCUCCGUGGAGAACCAGGAACAGAUGCUCCGUGAGGUGUGCAGAGUGCUGAGGCCGGGAGGGGCUUUCUUUUUCAUAGAACAUGUGGCAGACAAGCAUUCAACCUGGAAUUACUUCUGGCAACAGGUCGUGGAGCCUGCUUGGUACCUUGUGUUUGAUGGAUGCAACCUGACCAGAGAGAGCUGGAAGGCCCUGGAGCGCGCCAGCUUCUCUAAGCUGAAGCUGCAGCACAUACAGGCCCCGCUGUCCUGGGUGUUGGUGCGCCCUCAUGUCUAUGGGUAUGCUGUGAAAUAGCAUGGGGUGGCAGUAGCUGAAUGACUAGAACAAUUUAAGACUUCAGUUUUUCAUUUAAAAUACUAAUUGGGAAAAGGGACACUUAAUGUUAUGUAAAAUCAAAUUCAUCCUUAUAAGUUUCUAUUAUACCCUAUUUAGCUAGUUUUGAUUGUUUCCCCAAAGAAUUAAAGUCAACAACAACAACAAAAAACUUGGAACUCUCCCUUCAAAGUAAACAGGGGAGGGGGGGGGCCUGUGGGGGGGCUUACAUAAUUGAGGCCAAUGAUGUCCAAAGCUUACUUUCUUCAGGGAUUUGGAAAUUUUUUCCAGUUGUCUUCUUUAAAUUGUUAUCCACAUAUUUUCAUUUCACUCCUUUUGGCAGAGCUUGGUGCUAAGAAGCAGUUAAAUUACUUCAAAACACAACUUCCAACAGGGAGCAGUGAAAAGACAUUAGCAAUUCACAAACUGAACAAAGAAAUAUGAGCUAACUGAAAAUCCAAGUACAAAUGGCACAGACAUUCUGUAAAAGAAAGACAAACCUGUUUGUUCUUCUCAAUAUCACUGGUUUGAAUCACAAGUAGCUUUUUCCAGCUUUCUUUUAUCCAGUGUUCUACCAAAGUUUGUUUUCCUGCAUUCCAGUCCUCAUUUCUUAAGAUUACACUUCACACAUUAGUAUAAACAUAAAACUAGAUGAGGGAGUUUGGGUUCUGGGGAUCAUUAUCCUUAUAAUCCAGCACAUACUUUGCUGAAUAGAUGAUUACAGGCAAGGAAAGAAACUGCAAAUAGGAAAACUUGCAGAAUUAGUAGACUCCAUAAGACCCCUAAAAAUCAAUCAAUCCGUGAGUCUAUAAAUAAGAAGGCAAGCAUUUCUUUGAUUAUUCUGAUCAAAAUCUACUCCAUCCAAGAUGAUUUCUUUGUUCUCUGCACCUAUAGGAGCCAUGAAAAUGGUCACAAGUGCUUUGAAAACAAGUGUUAGGUUGGUUAGUCAGAGGACUUCAUAGGAUGUUCAGCAACAGUUUGUAUGUAUUUUAAUAAAUUUGUGUUUUUUGAAAUGA